Messenger RNA from Aptenodytes forsteri (emperor penguin), 2406 nucleotides. Its product is annotated as ephrin type-A receptor 4. Bases 1 to 1761 code for a protein of 586 amino acids. Gene Ontology annotation, molecular function: protein binding; ATP binding; transmembrane-ephrin receptor activity. Gene Ontology annotation, biological process: protein phosphorylation; axon guidance. The record is from RefSeq and is a predicted model, not a curated record. Gene Ontology annotation, cellular component: neuron projection. The transcript has 13 exons. NCBI's taxonomy places the organism in Eukaryota, Metazoa, Chordata, Aves, Sphenisciformes, Spheniscidae.
AUGGACCGAUCUCUGGCAUCUUCUGGCUGGGAAGGAGCUAUCAAAGCCAGAAUCUGGCCCUUGGGCACUGAGCUUCCCCGUUCUCCAGGGACUGCUCGCAGACUCGGGCGUGAGCAGGCUCCAUCCCCAAUUGCUUUGAUCCAGGCUAAAGAGAUAACAAGGCACAGCGUUGCCUUGGCUUGGCUGGAACCUGACAGGCCAAAUGGAGUCAUCCUGGAGUACGAAGUCAAAUAUUAUGAAAAGGACCAAAACGAGCGCAGCUAUCGCAUUGUGAAGACGGCCUCCAGGAAUACUGACAUCAAAGGCUUGAACCCCCUGACUUCGUAUGUAUUUCACGUGCGGGCCAGGACAGCAGCAGGAUAUGGAGACUUCAGUGGACCAUUUGAGUUCACAACUAACACAGUUCCUUCCCCCAUCAUUGGCGAUGGUACCAAUCCCACAGUGCUUCUUGUUUCAGUGGCUGGCAGCGUUGUUCUUGUGGUCAUUCUCAUUGCAGCCUUUGUCAUCAGCAGGAGGCGCAGUAAGUACAGUAAGGCUAAGCAAGAGGCAGAUGAGGAGAAACAUUUGAACCAAGGUGUUAGAACAUAUGUGGAUCCUUUUACAUAUGAGGAUCCAAACCAAGCUGUGAGGGAAUUUGCCAAAGAAAUUGAUGCCUCCUGCAUAAAGAUUGAAAAAGUUAUUGGUGUGGGGGAAUUUGGUGAAGUAUGCAGUGGACGUCUCAAAGUGCCAGGAAAAAGAGAGAUCUGUGUUGCUAUCAAGACUCUAAAAGCUGGUUACACUGAUAAACAAAGGAGAGACUUCCUGAGUGAGGCCAGCAUCAUGGGACAAUUUGACCACCCCAAUAUCAUCCACUUGGAAGGUGUAGUUACUAAAUGUAAACCGGUAAUGAUCAUAACUGAGUACAUGGAGAAUGGCUCCUUGGAUGCCUUCCUCAGGAAGAAUGAUGGCAGAUUUACAGUCAUCCAGUUGGUGGGGAUGCUUCGUGGCAUUGGCUCAGGAAUGAAGUAUCUGUCUGACAUGAGCUAUGUGCAUCGGGAUUUAGCUGCUCGGAACAUACUAGUCAACAGCAACUUGGUCUGCAAAGUGUCUGACUUCGGCAUGUCCCGUGUCCUGGAAGACGACCCUGAAGCAGCUUAUACCACACGGGGUGGCAAGAUCCCCAUCAGGUGGACUGCACCAGAGGCAAUUGCCUACCGUAAGUUUACAUCGGCUAGUGAUGUGUGGAGCUAUGGCAUCGUCAUGUGGGAAGUGAUGUCCUACGGAGAAAGACCUUACUGGGAUAUGUCCAAUCAAGAUGUUAUUAAAGCCAUUGAAGAAGGGUAUCGGCUGCCGCCCCCGAUGGACUGCCCCAUUGCUCUCCAUCAGCUGAUGUUAGACUGCUGGCAGAAGGAACGCAGCGACAGGCCUAAAUUUGGACAGAUCGUCAACAUGUUGGACAAACUCAUCCGCAACCCCAACAGCCUGAAGAGGACAGGCAGCGAGAGCUCCAGACCUAGCACAGCCCUGCUGGAUCCCAGCUCCCCUGAGUUCUCGGCGGUUGUUUCUGUCGGUGAUUGGCUCCAAGCCAUCAAAAUGGAGCGAUACAAGGAUAACUUCACAGCUGCUGGCUAUACCACCCUAGAGGCUGUGGUGCAUAUGAACCAGGAUGACCUGGCAAGGAUCGGGAUCACUGCCAUCGCGCACCAGAACAAGAUCUUGAGCAGCGUUCAAGCAAUGCGCACCCAAAUGCAACAGAUGCACGGCAGGAUGGUUCCCGUCUGAGCCAGUACUGAAUAAACUCAAAACUCUUGAAAUUAGUUUACCUCAUCCAUGCACUUUAAUUGAAGAACUGCACUUUUUUUACUUCGUCUCCUCGCCCGUCGAAAUAAAGAUCUGCAGCAUUGCUUGAUGUACAGAUUGCGGAAACCGAGCGUGUGUGUUGGGAGGGGGGCCUCCAGAAAUGACAAGCCGUCAUUUUAAACCAGACCUGGAACAAAUUGUUUCUUGGAACAUACUUCUCUGUUGAUCAACGAUAUGUAAAAUACAUGUAUCUAUAUAAAUAUAAAGUCACAUUCAAGUUUUGAUGCUAUGUUUGCUGCCAGAUACUGUGCUUAAAAAAAAAAAACGAAAUUACUUUCCUUCUCCCUGUGACCCGUAGGAUUACAACCAUAGUGUUUUAUUUGUGGGUGAAACCACCGUUGUGCAUCUUUCACUGGAAUGAAGAAUCUGCCCUAGGAUAUUUUUUGCAGACUUGAUGCAUCACUAAUACCUUGCAGAAACCUCAGUGAGAAUAUCAUUUGGCUAAUCAGUGCCUGUCGAUUAGUAAUCUACCCAUUUACGGGCUUGAGACGUGAAAUGACCCACCUCGUGGAUUACUGGGCAAAACUGGACUUCUGGGGACAUUAUUGGCUGUUGUUGUGCCGUGCU